AUAUGAUUAAUGAUUUAGAAAUAAACUUGUACCCCCUUUCUCCUUUAGAAUUUUAAACUAAUUAGCAUCAGAUAAUUUCUGAUUAAUAAUUGGAUUAUGAAAAUGUUUCUAAAAAAUGUAGAGUUAGUUCCUAAUGUUUACUUAUUAAAAAGUACUAUUUUUAGAAUCAUUUUAGAAAUAUUCGUCAUAGAAAGUCAAGGCCGUCUAUUCUUCGUGUAGAAGAGGUAGUGAGGAAUGUAAAGUUAUACAAUAAUUGUUCUAGCCAACAGAAUCUGGAUAAUCUAGAAAUUAUUUAAAAUAAAGCCAUAGUGAAAUCUAGUUGA
Paramecium sonneborni is the source of this 323-nucleotide messenger RNA. NCBI's taxonomy places the organism in Eukaryota, Ciliophora, Oligohymenophorea, Peniculida, Parameciidae. The record is from the annotation of a GenBank genome assembly.